Messenger RNA from Raphanus sativus (radish), 1152 nucleotides. RefSeq lists its product as uncharacterized. The record is from RefSeq and is a predicted model, not a curated record. The transcript has a single exon. Bases 73 to 906 code for a protein of 277 amino acids. Lineage: Eukaryota; Viridiplantae; Streptophyta; Magnoliopsida; Brassicales; Brassicaceae.
AAAUUAUAUAUAUUCAAAUAAAGAAUUAAAAAAAAAAACUCUUCUCUUUCGUCUCUUCUUCGUUCCCCUGUAAUGGCGCUUCCACACAUACUCUCUUCUUCACCUUCUUCAACAUCGUUAUCUCCGUCUUUCAAACCAAAGCCUCCUCUCUCACCGUCCUUCGCUAGUAGUAGCACUCUCCGUCGGUGCAAGCUCACCUCCUCCUUCCGAUGCUCCUCCUCCUCUCUCCCCGAGAAGCAUCACAACGCGAACCCUCCACCGAAACAAGACGACGUCGUCCACCUCCCUCUCUUCCCUCUCCCUCUCGUCCUCUUCCCCGGCGCCAUCCUCCCCCUCCAGAUCUUCGAGUUCCGCUACCGCAUCAUGAUGCACACCCUCCUCGAGUCCGACCUCCGUUUCGGCGUCGUCUACUCCGACGCCGUCUCCGGCUCCGCCGCCGAGGUCGGGUGCGUCGGGGAGGUCGUCAAGCACGAGCGCCUAGUCGACGACCGGUUCUUUUUGAUAUGCAAAGGGCAGGAGAGGUUUCGCGUCACGAGCCUUGUCCGGACGAAGCCUUACCUUGUCGGGGAGGUGACGUGGCUUGAGGAUCGUCCUUCGGGGGAAGAGAAUCUUGACGCGUUGGCGGGUGAGGUGGAGGUUCUGAUGAAGGAGGUGAUUAGGUUGUCGAAUAGGUUGAACGGGAAGGCUGAGAAGGAGGUGCAGGAUCUGAGGAGGAAUCAGUUUCCGACACCGUUCUCGUUCUUUGUCGGGAGCACGUUCGAAGGUGCGCCUAGGGAGCAGCAGGCGUUGCUGGAGCUUGAGGAUACGGCUGCGAGGUUGAAGAGGGAGAGAGAGACGUUGAGGAAUACACUCAAUUACUUGACUGCUGCUUCUGCUGUCAAAGAUGUCUUCCCUUCAUCGUCUUAGUGAGUGAUCAUGAUGAUUGAUGAAGAUAUCUACCGGUAGUACAUAGAACUUUAUGAAUCUCUUGUGCGUUUGCUAUAUAUCAGUAAUUGAAUAUACAAAUGUUUAUGAAAAAAAAUGUGAGUUCACUGCUUGAGCUAUGGGUUGCCUCUCUCGGUGUUCGCAUUCGGUUUAACCGGUUUUUGGUUCUUUCCAGUAUUGGAAUAUAGAAACCGUUUCAUUAUUUAUAAAUUUAUUCAGUUUUCAUUC